AUGGUGCAUGAGAAUUAUGAGAACCUGCACGGUGCUGCGCUUGGCGAGGUGGUCAACGGCCAGAAGACCUUCAUUUCGGGAGGAAUGAAUGCCGACUACUUCACCACAGGGGUCCGCACGAGUGGCAAGACCGGCAGCAAGGCGCUUGCCCACUUGCAUUCUGGCAUCUCAAUACUGCUGGUACCACGCCAAAGCGAUGGCCUCAACACGGACGCAGGGAUGGCUUCUCAGCACGACGCCGCGUGGAGUCAAGGGGUGUCAGGAAAAAGGACCUUGGUGACUUUUGACGAGGUGAAGGUGCCCGCAGAGAACCUGUUGGGGCGUGAAGGUGAUGGUUUCUUGGCCAUCAUGCGAAACUUCAACAACGAGAGGCUUGCCCUGGCCAUCACCGCCAAUCGGCAGGCUCGGGUCUGCCUGGAGGAGACGGCCCGGUCCUCAGAGUGCGUGUUGCGUGUUCUCAGCCUCUUAGCACGAGGAAUCGGAGCCACUUUGCUGGUGUACAACGAACGGUGA
Molecule: messenger RNA, 513 nt
Organism: Symbiodinium natans
Lineage: Eukaryota; Dinophyceae; Suessiales; Symbiodiniaceae
Source: the annotation of a GenBank genome assembly